GCUAGGCUCCGGCUCCGAGGAUUGCGGCGGGGGCGGGGCGGGGGCGGGGCCACGGCAACCUCUGCCCAGGAAGCUUUUCUCGGCGCUCACGCUGUGCCGGCGGCUCCUCCGGCCCGGGGGCCGAGCCUGCUCCAGCGGCAUGUCCUCCAAGAAAAGCAAAGCGCGGCGGAGCCAGGGCGCCUCCCCCGCCGCCUCCCCCGGCCCGGACCCCGGCCCCGGCUGCCUGGUCGUGGUGGACUUGGUGGAAAAAGCAGAUGAUCCUGUCCCAAAAACAUUCCAAAAUUUCUUUUCACAACUUGGCCUCAACACGCUGAAAUCUGCCAACCUCUGCAUUGGCCGGCCUGUGCUGCUGACGAGUGGUGGCGGCCAGCAGGAGGUCUGCACGGCGUGGCCUGUGGCAGCAUUUCCUGGAAGGAAGGUUGGCUUGAGUGAAGGUGUUCAGAGAAACCUGGGAGUGAAGCCCGGGGAUGGGGUCCUGGUGGAACCUGUCUCGGGGGCCCUGGUGCCGGCCGAGAGAGUGGACCUGAUGCUGAGUGACAGGGAUUCGGAAAUGAAUGAGGAAGAAUUGGCCACUUGUCUUCUAAGAAAAUUAGAUGGUAAAGUUGUGUUGCCGGGCAAUGUUCUGCAUUUCACUUUCUAUGGCAGACCAUGCCUGUUGAGAUUGAUGUCCGUGAAGGGAGCCGACGGCCUCACCCUGGUACAGACUCCGAGGAGCUCGGCCUGUGAGAAGCAAGAACGAGCCUUUGAGAUGUCAGCCCUUGAGGCCAGUGCCGGGGACUUGUCCUUGGAGAUAAGCCAGCUCAGCCUGGGGGAGCCGCAGAACGGGGCGUCCACCAGCACGCCGUGUAAACCCGGAGAGGGCAGCUUUGCCCUGAGGCCAGGAGAUACCUCCCUGGAGCCUGACCGACAGCUCGGGGACAGCCCGGCUCUGGCUGAUGGCUCUGAUCUGGCUGGCGAAGGGACCGUCCUGCGAGAAGAGAGACUGCAGCCCCCAGCCCCAAUGGGGGCCCACGGCAGCGCCGACACGUUCUACUAUCUCUCUUCUGUUACAAAAUUCAACUUUGUCAAGCCCCAGGCAGCCACAGGAGAGGAGGGUGGCCCACGGAAAGUCACUUACGACCUCAUCGGAGGCUUGAGCAGCCAAUUGGAAGCCAUCAGAGAGAUGAUCGAGCUGCCCCUGAAGCAGCCGGAGCUGUUUAAGAGAUACGGAAUCGCUCCCCCCCGAGGUGUGCUGCUGUACGGCCCUCCAGGCACAGGGAAGACCAUGAUUGCCAGGGCCAUCGCCAACGAAGUGGGUGCCCACCUCACUGUCAUCAACGGUCCUGAGGUCAUCAGCAAGUUUUAUGGUGCUUCGGAAGCAAGACUGCGGCAGAUCUUUGCGGAAGCCACUUUGAGGCAGCCCUCGAUUAUUUUUAUUGAUGAACUGGAUGCCCUUUGCCCAAAGAGAGAAGGGUCUGAGAAUGAGGUUGAAAAGCGGGUUGUGGCAUCUCUCUUAACCCUGAUGGAUGGUAUUGGUUCUGAAGGGAGCGAAGGGCGGGUUUUGGUCAUUGGGGCCACAAACCGCCCUCACACCUUGGAUUCAGCCCUCCGAAGGCCAGGCCGCUUUGACAAGGAGAUCGAGAUCGGGGUCCCGAAUGCCCAGGACCGGCUGGACAUCCUCCAGAAGCUGCUUCGCGGGGUCUCUCACGGCCUCCGAGAGGCAGAGUUGGUCCAGCUGGCAAACAGCGCUCACGGCUAUGUGGGGGCCGACCUGAAGGCCUUGUGCAAUGAGGCAGGGCUACACGCCUGGCGGCGAGUCCAGAGGCAGCUGCCUGACCUUCCUGAGGACGAGGAGGCGCGACUGGCCAAGACGACUCUCGGCGACUUCCUGCAGGCCAUGAAUGACGUCCGGCCCAGCGCCAUGAGGGAGGUGGCCAUCGACGUCCCCAGCGUAUCCUUGUCAGACAUCGGUGGGCUGGAAGACAUCAAACUCAAAUUGAAACAAGCUGUGGAAUGGCCUUUGAAGCAUCCAGAAGCCUUUGCCCGGAUGGGAAUUCAGCCGCCCACAGGAAUCCUUCUGUAUGGACCUCCUGGAUGCUCCAAAACAAUGAUCGCCAAGGCCCUGGCCAAUGAAAGCGGGCUGAACUUCUUAGCUGUGAAGGGACCUGAAUUAAUGGAUAAAUAUGUUGGUCAGUCGGAACGAGCAGUCAGAGAGAUCUUCAGAAAAGCCCGAGCUGUAGCCCCAUCAAUUCUUUUCUUUGAUGAGCUUGAUGCCUUAGCCGUCGAAAGAGGCAGCUCUUCAGGUGCCGGAAACGUAGCUGACCGUGUUUUGGCCCAACUCUUAACAGAAAUGGAUGGGAUCGAACAGCUCAAAGAUGUGAUUAUUUUGGCAGCUACCAAUCGCCCAGACAAGAUUGACAAGGCGCUGAUGAGACCUGGGAGAUUCGACCGGAUCAUCUAUGUCCCCUUGCCUGAUGCAGCCACGAGGCGGGAGAUCUUCAAGCUUCAGUUUUCCUCUAAGCCAGUCGGGCCGGAUGUCGACCUGGAAGAACUCGUUUGUCAGACAGAUACCUACUCGGGGGCUGAGAUCACGGCCGUCUGUUCAGAAGCAGGCCUCCUCGCUCUAGAAGAAGAUAUACAAUCUAAAUACAUCAUGAGAAGGCACUUCAUGGAGGCCUUGAACAUCAUGACCCCGAGAAUUCCUGAGUCCAUGAGGCAUUUUUACGCAGAUUAUCAUAAAAACGGACUGCACACAUGCUGAGGACAUCCUAGGCCCUGAUGUAGUCUAUUCAAACACCUUUUUGAAAGAAAAGUGAGUUUCCCACAUGUAGCAUGGCUCGUGGAGGCCUAAGCGUUCCUUACUGCAAGUGGAAUGUCUGAAAUCCACUUGGAUGGAAUGGGGAGGCUGCCGACCCUUCAAUAAAGGCUGAGAGAAACAUA
Dromiciops gliroides (monito del monte) is the source of this 2919-nucleotide messenger RNA. It is a transcript of the gene AFG2A, whose product is annotated as spermatogenesis associated 5. Gene Ontology annotation, cellular component: cytoplasm. The coding region runs from base 140 to 2740 and encodes 866 amino acids. Gene Ontology annotation, molecular function: ATP binding; ATP hydrolysis activity. The transcript is spliced from 16 exons. The record is from RefSeq and is a predicted model, not a curated record. NCBI's taxonomy places the organism in Eukaryota, Metazoa, Chordata, Mammalia, Microbiotheria, Microbiotheriidae.